AUCAUCAUCAUCAACAACAACAUCGAUUAAUAAUGUUGAUGAUGAUGAUGAUGUUGAUCAGAAUUUAAAAUUAAGUCAUCGACGUGGUUAUCGUGCUGCAGCGGUUUCACCAAGUUUGAUACCAUCAUCAUCAUCAUCAUCAUUGGAUCAUCAUCAUCAUCAUUCAACCGGAAUCGUUGUCGGUUGGGGUUCAGUUGAACGUCAUGGUGAUUUAUCCGGUACCGGUUCAAGUGCAACAAUGGAUCAAUCAACACAAUCACAUCAUCAUACAUUGGCCGAUGAUUUUGUUGAACAAUGGAAUCGUAUGCGUAAUAAUAAUACUGGUCAUACAAACAACAACAAUAACAUGUAUAUCGAUAAUGAUAAUGAUGGCCGUUGGACAAUAAUGAAUCCUGUAUUAGAUUCAGAUGAUCUAUUACAGUUACGAAAAGUUGAACUGCCAUUUAUUGAUCGUUUUACAUGUGAACGUUGGUAUGCAAGCCGUUCACGGCCAAUACAAUUGAUUGAACGACAAUUCUGUGCCGGCCUUUAUGAAGGUGGUAAAGAUGCUUGCCGUGGCGAUUCUGGUGGUCCAAUGUUGGAACGUUUACUUACAUACGAUUCUAUUAAUCAUCGUAUGAUGGAACAGUAUCGUAUUGUUGGUAUUGUAUCGGCUGGAAUUGGUUGUGCUCUACCAAAAUUACCGGGAAUCUAUACACGUGUUGAAUCAUAUUUAGAUUGGAUCGAAUUGAAUAUUAAUCAUUAUGAAGAGGAAAAAGUUCGACAACAACAAUAUAAUAAUGAUAAUAAUAGUGAUUCAAAUAACCUUUCCUCAUCUUCUUUCAUAUCACCAUCGAUAAUCAAAUCAAAUUCUUAUCAUCCACAUUAUCCACAAACACAUAAUAAUCAUAUUUAUAAUUAUGAAACAAAAUUAGAUAAUUAUCAUUAUCAUCAUCCAUCAUUGAAUGAUCAUGAUAUGGAUUAUGAUCAAUCUAUAUUAUAUCCGGAUAAUGUAUCCGAAAUAGAACCAAAUCCGGAUGAAGAUCCAGAUCUAGGUUGGAGUAGAUAGAGCAUAAAAAGUCAUAAAGUUCAUAAUUUUUUUGAUGAGAAUUUCAUUUUUAUUAUUAUUAUUAUUUUGCAAUGAAUUUCUCAUAUAGAAUCGACAUGCAUACAAACACACCGAAAGCAUCUAUUGAUCAUUGACAGAAUCUAGUCAUAUUAAACACACAAAUAUUUUAUGUCGAUUACAUUUUUCUGUUCAAA
Dermatophagoides farinae (American house dust mite) is the source of this 1242-nucleotide messenger RNA. The record is from RefSeq and is a predicted model, not a curated record. NCBI's taxonomy places the organism in Eukaryota, Metazoa, Arthropoda, Arachnida, Sarcoptiformes, Pyroglyphidae.